Messenger RNA from Gigantopelta aegis, 1904 nucleotides. Its product is annotated as universal stress protein YxiE-like. The transcript has 4 exons. NCBI's taxonomy places the organism in Eukaryota, Metazoa, Mollusca, Gastropoda, Neomphalida, Peltospiridae. The record is from RefSeq and is a predicted model, not a curated record. The coding region runs from base 112 to 630 and encodes 172 amino acids.
AAACCUUUUCCCCACUUGAGGAGUUGCCCGCUUUGGACGACAGAUGUUGUAUGUGCAAACAAAGUUCGGGGCGAGAGUUGCCGUGUUUACUUGUGUCAAUUCGGCCUCUCCAUGCCACGUGAUCGAACAGAAAACAUGUCGACUGCUAGUAGCGAGAAGCCGACGACUCGAGUGUUGAUCGCAAUGGACGGGAGCGAAAACUCCCUCUACGCUUUCGACUGGUACAUGGAGAACGUUCACCGCGAGGGCAAUGAAGUUUUUAUAGCCCAUUGUCCUGAUUACAGUGCCCUCGUACAUUCCCCGCUGAUGACCAGCGACCCGACAUUUGUAUCUCAGAUGUUAAAACACGAGGAAGAAACGAUCGCUUUAAUUAUAAACAAAAUAAAAGAGAAGAUAUCUGGAUCGGGGAUUCGAGGUCGCAUACUUCGACUGACGGGAGAAGCCGGUCACUCGAUUGUUAAAGCAGCCAAUAUGGAGAAAGUUGACGUCAUCAUCACAGGGACCCGCGGGAUGGGCAAAGUGCGACGGACAUUGAUCGGCAGUGUGAGCGACUACAUCAUCCACCACUCGCACGUGCCCGUCCUGGUCUGUCGUCAUAAAGAAGAACUUCUACAGGAGAGCAAAAAAUGAUGACGUCAAAUCAGAUGUACAUUUAUUCAUAAGGAAAUGCGUUAAACAGAGAUGAAAUCGAAAUAAUAUUGAAAUGAAAUAAUGCUAGGAUCAGACUACCAACUGUCACAAAGGAGUUGACUAACUCGACAGUUAAAUUGUAAUUUCCCCCACUUCAAACUUACAACGGGUGCGCACAGAUCAACAACUAAUCGGUCAUAGGAGUUGUAUACAACAAGAAUCGGCGAGUUGGUCAACGUCGUUUUGACAGUUGGUAGUCUGAGAUUAGCAUUAGGGAUAUUCUGACUGGGGGACUUGCAGUAACAACUUUGUUCUUUUUACAUACCCAUUGGAGAGAACAUUCUGUGAGAUUUGUGAUAUCACACAGUGUCAUCCCACAUAUGUAAGAUAUGAUGACUAACUGCUCCAUAGUAAUGACCUAAUGAAAUUAACAUUUAUAAAACAAGAGUUCUGUCUGUGAUGUACAAAUUAUAUGGGCAAGCACAUGCAUUGUAAAUACGUUUUAAUUUGAAAAAUUCAAUGAGAGGUGCGAAACCCAUCUGGAUCAGCUUCUGCAGUCGUUACUACAAGUCCUACAGUGAGAAUGGCCCUGUAUCAGGACACUUAGUAUUCAGUACAUGUUCUAGUUCUAGUCAUUAUAGAAAUGUCUUUUUUAAAUGGUGCACAAUUCCAAGGUACCUGCAUCCCCCCCAAAAAAAGGGUGAGGAAGAAGAAAAAAAAGCACCCCGUUUAACAAUUUGUUUACAAUUUUUGUUAAAUGCCUUUUUUAGGGAGUUGAUCAUUAUGCCUAUUUACCCUCAGUUCCCUCUCUCAAAUAUUUCCUGGGUCGACCCUUGGAUCAGGACUGCAAGUAUCACGAGCGCCCACGAGUGGUCUGAAUAGGUAUUCUGUAUCCUCCCUUCCACACACCUACCUCCACGCUCCCCACCUCCACAGAACAUUUCACAACCGUCAUCGACUGACCUGGAGUUAAUAAUCAUUUCCAAAAUCGCCAUAUUAUAUGUUGACACUAGUCGUUUUCACUUGGUGUUUUAAAUAAAAUCGCCAUAUUAUAUGUUGACACUAGUCGUUUUCACUUGGUGUUUUAAAUAAAAUCGCCAUAUUAUAUGUUGACACUAGUCGUUUUCACUUGGUGUUUUAAAUAAUACAUAAAGAAGUAUUUGUUACACGUUCGUGACUACAAGUGUGUGCUAGAUAAUAUGAUGUGCAUUAAAUUUUGUUUAAUCAUUUGCAUAGUAUGUUUCUGUAUUUUAAUAAACUUAAUGUUUAUAGUC